CUACUUGUGAUCACUAACACUGCCGCUUUCUAACCUACUCGUAAAAGCUACCUCCUCUUCCGAGACCUCCAGGAAUUUUUCCGAGAACUCAAGGAAGAAAAGAGAGGAUUUUCAGAGCAUUCGAAACCUGAGGGUAACAACAAUGGCGAAGAAGAAGGAGAGCAAGAAGAAAGAGAGUAAGCCAAAGCAUUCGCUUGAUGUCAACAGAGCCAAUGCUACCACCAGCAGCAGCCGUAGCGCCGCCACUGUGCGGCGGCUCAAGAUGUAUAAAACUCGCCCUUCUAGGAAUACCCAGGGCAAGAUUAUGAGCCAACAGUAUCAGUCCAGCGAUUUGCCUGAUUCUCGAAUUCAACCUGAUCGUCGCUGGUUUGGGAACACUAAAGUUAUCCCCCCAAAGGAACUUGAAUUUUUCCGUGAAGAGCUUACGAAUCGCAUGUCAAACAACUAUAAUAUGAUAUUGAAAGGAAAGAAUCUUCCUAUGUCCCUUUUAAAUGAUCUUCCCAAGCAACGGAGAGUUCAUCUCCUUGACACGGAACCUUUUGAGAAUGCUUUUGGACCAAAAGGGAAACGGAAACGUCCAAAGCUUCAGGCAGCAGAUUACCAGUCUCUGGUGCAUAAAGCUGAUAGUUUACAAGAUGAAUAUGAACAGAAGAAAGAAGCUAUGCCUUCUACUGAAGGAGACGAAGUGGAUGGAUUCCGGGAUUUGGUUCGCCAUACAAUGUUUGAGAAAGGUCAAAGCAAACGUAUAUGGGGUGAACUUUACAAAGUCGUUGAUUCAUCAGAUGUUGUUGUUCAAGUUUUGGAUGCUAGGGACCCACAAGGAACAAGAUGCUAUCAUCUAGAGAAGCAUAUAAAAGAGAACUGCAAGCAUAAGAAUAUGGUUUUUCUUCUAAAUAAGUGUGAUCUGAUUCCAGCUUGGGCUACAAAAGGUUGGCUAAGAGUAUUAUCCAAGGAAUUCCCAACCCUAGCUUUCCAUGCUAGCAUCACCAAGCCUUUUGGAAAGGGUUCUCUCCUUUCAGUGCUGAGGCAAUUUGCACGGCUAAAGAGUGACAAGCAAGCAAUAUCCGUGGGAUUUGUUGGCUACCCUAAUGUUGGGAAAUCAUCAGUUAUCAAUACAUUGCGUACUAAAAAUGUUUGCAAGGUUGCCCCCAUACCCGGGGAGACUAAAGUCUGGCAAUAUAUCACGCUUACCAAGAGGAUUUUUCUAAUAGACUGCCCUGGUGUCGUUUAUCAAAAUAGUGACUCAGAGACGGAUAUUGUUUUGAAGGGCGUGGUGCGAGUUGCAAAUUUGCAUGAUGCUUCUGAACACAUUGGAGAAGUGCUGAAACGUGUAAAGAAGGAGCAUCUUCAAAGAGCAUAUAAGAUUAAGGACUGGGAGGAUGAUCAUGAUUUUCUCUUUCAGCUUUGCAAGUUAUCGGGCAAGCUUUUGAAGGGUGGAGAACCAGACCUAAUGACAGCAGCAAAAAUGGUCCUUUACGAUUGGCAGAGAGGCAAAAUACCCUUUUUUGUUCCUCCCCCACAGGAGGAAGAUAAUACAUCAGAGGUGCCGCUUGUUGCCGGUGAUGAAAGAGAUGGAGAGACAGAGACAGAGGAAAAUAAAGAAAAGUCGUCAUCUGCAAUGAAAGCUAUUGCAGAUGUUAUUUUGUCUCAGCAGCUGGAAAAUGUCCCAGUUCAAAGUGAACUGUAUAGUGAAACUGAGCUCAAGGGGGAGAUGUCUGAACAAACUGUGAAUCCGGAGUAAUAAGUUUUCUUUUGUUUGUGCUUUCCUUUUUUCCUAACGGAAUUGUACGGAUCAAAAGAAGUAGAAUGGAUAUCGUGAAUGAAUACAAAGGUAUACUUGGUAAGAGAUUAGUUGUAUUAUUUUUGGUUAAUGCUACUUUCUCAUGGCUGUAUUAUUACAA
Spinacia oleracea (spinach) is the source of this 1901-nucleotide messenger RNA. Its product is annotated as nuclear/nucleolar GTPase 2-like. The record is from RefSeq and is a predicted model, not a curated record. Gene Ontology annotation, molecular function: GTP binding. Gene Ontology annotation, cellular component: nucleolus. Lineage: Eukaryota; Viridiplantae; Streptophyta; Magnoliopsida; Caryophyllales; Amaranthaceae. The transcript is spliced from 11 exons. Bases 143 to 1741 code for a protein of 532 amino acids.